AUGGCCACUGGCUAUGAUUUCCAGAGCACUGGCAGAUCCUAUAAGAAAAGAACUCGCGAUCAAACAGCAAAAGGCAGGGAAUUCCAGAGGCAAUUGUAUGAAGAUGAAAGGUCUUCCACCCAGCGUGGCUGGCGUAGACAGAUAAAUAAUAUCGAAAACUGCCUUGCCGACUCAACUGAUCCAAGGAAGUUGCAAAGCAAGAGAAAUUUUCUGGAGUCUAAAAUGGAUAUCUUAGUCUCUGUGCAGGAACGAUUUCUAGAUGCCCUGGAAGAUUCAGAAGCAAAGCGCGUUGCAGAAGAUAAAUUUGAAAUGUAG
This is a messenger RNA of Porites lobata, 315 nucleotides long. NCBI's taxonomy places the organism in Eukaryota, Metazoa, Cnidaria, Anthozoa, Scleractinia, Poritidae. The record is from the annotation of a GenBank genome assembly.